Micropterus salmoides (largemouth bass) is the source of this 8416-nucleotide messenger RNA. Its product is annotated as caskin-2-like. The record is from RefSeq and is a predicted model, not a curated record. The coding region runs from base 626 to 4633 and encodes 1335 amino acids. Gene Ontology annotation, molecular function: protein binding. The transcript is spliced from 22 exons. Lineage: Eukaryota; Metazoa; Chordata; Actinopteri; Centrarchiformes; Centrarchidae.
CAGCGGGGAGAAUGUGGCAUUCACGGCGAGGAGGGAAAACCAGGAGCAGCGUCCGCCAGCGAAGUGUCGGACAAAGUACUAAAGUCCUAAAAAUACACAUCAUUUACGCGAUUAAUGGAGAUUCAACCAGAAUAUAACACGUUUGGAAGAUAAUACUCCUGGAAUAAAACACUUUUGUGGAAUAUCAACACAAGGAGCUUAUCGGAGUUUUUUUUUUUCCUACAAACUGCCACCGUGGUCUGGUGAAAAUCAGGGGUUGAAAAGUUUCUGGCAUACUUGACUGAAAAAAGUUCUGACCGCAUCACCUCCCCCGUCCUCCCCCCCCCGGCCACGCCAACAGCCCCCAACCCCCCCUGGAUAUAACCUAUAAAGACUGAAAAGGAGUAAAGUCGGAGCAGAAGAGUUAAGCAGCGGAGGAGUUUUCCGACUCAGCGGGUCAGAGGAAGGAGAGCAUCGCUUUAAAGUUUCUCGUGCUGUCAGCUGGGCGUCAGAGGGAGGAAGUGGAGAGUCUCACCUGAGGCAGGUCCACGUCUCCGGCGCUCAGCAUGAGGCUCUGAGGGAGGGAGGGGUAUUUUUUAAGAAAGCUGGUUCAAACACGAGGAGGAGGAGGAGGAGGAGGAGGAGCAUGGGGAAGGAGCAGGACCUGCUGCAGGCGGUGAAGAGCGGGGACCUGGUGUCCACUCAGAAGCUGCUGUCCAAACUCAAAACCAGCAGGAACAAGUUGCUGGGUUCCACCAAGAGACUCAAUGUGAACUACCAGGACACAGAUGGGUUUUCGGCCCUGCACCACGCUGCUCUCACAGGGACCACGGAGCUGCUGUCGGCCCUGCUGGAGGCCCAGGCCACCGUGGACGUCAAGGACAGCAACGGAAUGCGUCCGCUGCAUUACGCAGCCUGGCAGGGGAAAGCUGAAUCGGUCCUGAUGCUGCUUCGCUCAGGAGCGUCAGUCAACGGCGUUUCCCUGGACGGACACAUCCCUCUGCACCUGGCGGCGCAGUACGGACACUACGAAGUGUCUGAGAUGCUGCUGCAGCAUCAGUCCAACCCCUGUCUGGUCAACAAGGCCAAGAAGACUCCUCUGGACCUGGCCUGCGAGUUCGGGAGAGUCCAGGUGGCCCAGCUGUUGCUGAGCAGUAACAUGGUCGUGGCGUUGUUGGAAGGAGAGAGGAAGGAGCCGACGGACUCGGCCUUCACAACGCCGCUACACCUCGCCGCCCGCAACGGACAUAAAGACAUCAUACGGCUGCUUCUGAAGGCCGGCAUCGACAUCAACAAGACCACCAAGUCUGGGACGGCUCUGCACGAAGCCUCUCUGUACGGGAAGACAGAGGUGGUUCGACUGCUGCUGGACGCCGGAGUGGACGUGAACAUCCGUAACACCUACAACCAGACGGCGCUGGACAUCGUCAACCAGUUCACCACGUCGCACGCCAGCAGGGACAUCAAGCAGCUGCUGCGAGAUGCGACGGGUGUUUUGCAGGUCAGAGCUCUGAAGGACUACUGGAACCUCCACGAUCCCACUGCCCUCAACAUCCGAGCCGGAGACGUCAUCACGGUGUUGGAGCAGCAUGUGGACGGGCGCUGGAAGGGCCACAUCCACGACACCCAGAGAGGGACGGACCGAGUCGGCUUCUUCCCUCCGUCCAUCGUGGAGGUCAUCAGCCGGCGAAAUGGGGGCACCCUGUCCCGGCACACCUCUCUGCCCACCCAGCGCCAGCAGCUGCUCUCCAGAGCCCCCCUCUCCUCCAGCCUCAGCUCCGCCCCUCAGACCGACGACUCCUACACUCUGUACGCACCCCCCACCCACGUGGUGCUGCCGCUAGCCAACGGCAUCACUACCAACACAGGUUUGUCUCCGAGCCGCCUGUCUCGGUCAGAGUUUCCCUUCGAGGAUAUCUGGGUUCUCAGGGACUCGGGUCAUGCUGGAGACAGGAACAGUGUCGGGAGCACCGGCAGCGUCGGCAGCACCCGCAGUGCCGGGAGCGGACAGAGCACCGAGAGCAACAACGCAUCCAACGGACUCCAACACAACACAGGUCACCAUGAUAACGCCAACAAGCCGGCGCCCUCUGCUGUUGAUUCUGCACACUUAGACCUCAGCAAACCGCCUGAUCAUCCUGCAGGUGGGACUCCUCGGAAGCAGACCGUGACGGUGCAGAGACCUGCAGAGCAGAGUUUCUCCCAGCAGUUUGUUCGACCUCAGCAGCUCCUGGAGGGGAAGGAUGCAGAGGCCAUCUAUCAGUGGCUGAGUGAGUUCCAGUUGGAGCAGUAUACUGGGAACUUCAUCACUGCUGGUUAUGAUGUUCCCACCAUCAGCAGGAUGACUCCAGAGGAUCUGACUGCCAUCGGAGUGACCAAACCAGGCCACCGCAAGAAAAUCUCCAUCGAGAUCAACAACCUGAACAUGCCUGAGUGGCUGCCCGAGUACAUCCCAUCUGAUCUGGGCGAGUGGCUCAGUGCCAUCGGCCUCCCACAGUACCACAAAAAACUCUCAGAAAACGGCUACGACUCCAUCAGCAUUGUCAGAGACCUCACAUGGGAGGACCUGCAGGAGAUCGGCAUCACCAAGCUGGGUCACCAGAAGAAGCUGAUGCUGGCGGUGAAGAAGCUGUGUGAUAUCCAGAGGGCGAUCCUUCAGGCUGAAUCUGGCCAAGGCACACUGCGCCGCAGAGCCCCCGGAGCCCUCCACCUGGUCGCCAUUGAGCCGCCUGACACGGCAGGUGAAUGCUCUUCCCCUCACACCCCAAAGAUGCUGACCUUCCAGGACAGCGAGUUGAGCGCUGAGCUGCAGACCGCCAUGUCCAGCCACUACGGAGGCUGCGAGGAAGGCUUGGCCAUCAAGCAUGCAGUGGGAAUGUACCAGAGUCAGGAGAGCAUCGACAACCGGUCCAGAGGCUCUGGACGCUCCCAGGAACCCCCCACUGCUUCCAUUACUCCCCACAGCUGGUCCCAGGAGAGUCUGGACGGCAGCCCCGCCAAGGAGAGAAACCUCCCAGAGGGCUGGGACCAGAGGCCUCUGCAGCAGCAGACGCUGCCCAAACAGGUGCCUCUGGGCACAGCAACCGUAUUUAAGUACCCGGCAAUCCCAGCCAAGCCGAAACUGUCUGGAUCUCGUGGCUCCUCCCCUCAUGGCUCCCCAGCAUUAAAGGGUUUCAGCUACUUGCAUUCUCAGUGUGGCUCCACAGACCUGAGCUCAUCCUCAAGGCCCAAAAACCACACCAUGACCCUGACACCGCCCAAGAAGCGCACCCAGACCACAACCCGCUACGCUCUGUCGGAUGGAGAGCCAGAUGAGGACGACGAAGACCCGGCAUUUCCAUCUGGAAACCUGUCAUCCUAUGCCACCUUGACCCGCAAACCCGGUCGCAGCCAGCUGGCUCGGUUAAAGUCGAGUCCAGAAAAGAACAGCAACGUGGGACGCAGUCAGUCCUUUGCAGUGCGUGCCCGAAAAAAAGGUCCGCCCCCUCCUCCUCCGAAGAGACUGAGCUCAGUGAGCAGCACCACCAGCGGAGAGCUGAGCGACAGCAGCACAACAUCAUCUGCUGGCGGGGUGAUGACAGACAGUCCAGUGAGCGUGAGGAGCAUCACGGCCUCUUUGGAAAGCAGGUCAGAGGAGAAAAAACACCCAGGACCGAAACCAGACCUCGUCCAGCAGGCGACGCCUAUGCCCUCCCUCAACUCUGCAGGGCAGGAGCCCAGAGAGGCUGCCGGGGUAAGGAAGAGGGUACAGAGCGAGUGUAUUUCCACCCAGACCAGCAACAGCACAGAGCCGGAUCAAGGGGUGAGGUCUGACUCGGAGGAAGAAGAAUCAAAAGGUCGUGGACUGGAGGGGUCCUCGUCCCCUCAGAACAGCUCCAGUGAAUGCAUCCCCUUCGCCGAGGAGGGCAACUUGACCAUCAAACAGAGACCCAAAGCUCCGGGGCCACCCAGGGCUGAGGCCGUGCUGGAGCCUCCAGAGAAACCAGCAGCCAAGAGCCUGGAGGUGCCCGAGUUUAAUCUGAAGGAGUCGGACACAGUGAAGCGCCGACACAAACCCAAAGACAAGGAGCAGGAAGGAGGCUCCCCGAGCAGGGAGGGAACGAGGGAAGCCGGGUUAGAGUACGGCGGCAGCAGGCCUCCGUCCCAGGAGGUCAGUCUAAGGAUCAGUGAGGCCAGUCAGCACAGGCCGGCCAGUCCUGCAACAGGAUCUCCCAUCAAACCUCCGCUCUCCCCGAAACCUGCCGUGGCCCCAAAACCUGUGCGCCACAGUCUACUGGCAGCACAAGCUGGACUCUCCUCUCCAUCUGUGACCGUCACUGUUGGUCAAAGUGUAGCCUUCACCUCUCCAUCCGCUUACGGGUCCCCAGCUUCGGCCCCUCAGAGUCCCUCUCUGACAGCAGCCAGGCCUCAGGUGUGUGUAGUGGGUCCGGGUCUCGUCCCUGAAUCGACCUGCGCGACUGAGGGGGUUCAGCAAAGACUGGAUCAGACCAGCACGUCUUUGGAAGCAGCUCUGAUGGCUGUGGAGAGAAAACUGAACCUGGAGGACCACCCAGACAGUGGAUCAAACACAGUGAAGUCGGCAGGGACCAUUCUGGACGACAUCGGCAACAUGUUUGACGACCUGGCCGACCAGCUGGACGCCAUGUUGGACUGAAGACUUUUCAUAUUGGCCAAAAUAAAAAAAUAUUCACCCUCAAACUCAGGAAGUGAAACAGAGAAAGAAACAAAGGGGGAAAGGAGGGUCAACCGAGAGAUUUCCCCACUGAUGUUGUACUCUGAACCAUAUGACACAGGCAGAGCAGCGAAACUCAGACUCCUGUGUUGUUUCUCAGCCUGAACACCAGCACUUAAUCUGCACUGUGCUUCCUCAACAAGGUCCUUUACUUUAACAGAGAGUUGAUUCUGGUUUCUGUACGGAUAGAUUCACUUUUUUAACCUUUUUAACGCUCGUGUCGUCGUGUCUUAUCAAACACGAACCGAACACGGAGGCAAAACUUGGACCAGCGGUGUUUUAUCAGCUCACUGUGAGGGAAAACUCCUCCACAGAUUAUUAUGAUUCUUGUCAUAUACAGUGAAGUUUUAUCUUUUUGAUGUAAUAGUAAUAGAGAGCCGAAGUCCUGACAUCACUUCCUGUUCAGCUUCUGUUCCACUACCUUCGGUCACUCGGUGCAAUCUGUCAGUCUUUCUGAAAAGUGUUUUAAAGCAGCAUUAUGUAAGAUGUGUUUUUGUGAUGUUGUGCCCCAAACAUUUCAGCCGUAGUAAGUUCUGCUGUACACGUGCAAUUGUUAUGAUUAUAUUACUUAUGAUGUUGCCAACGUUGCUAACAGCCAAACAUCAAGCAAGACAAGAAAACAAUAUUACUGACCAGCCCAACAGAAAGAUGGCCAGCUCGCCGUCUGUCCUGCAGCCUUUUAUUUCUCAAAGCCCUCGCCAACGUCCGGCAGCCUCUAGCUUCCUCUGGCAGCGUCCUCUUCAGUCCCUUUGCUUCUGCCAUUAGUUAACGUAACAUCCAUAGAAGCUGCCGAGCCCAGUUAUGUUUCCCGCUCGCCCGGCUUUGGCUCGACGCUGUUGCUUGAAACUUGGGUGGCGAGCUAGCCAACAAAACUAGCAACAGCAUACGACGAAAGAGCACUUAACAGUAACAUUACCAAUGUCUGAGUGUGUUAUCUAGUAAGUUUGCUAACAUGAACUCCAGAUUUAUAGCUAGCAGCUAAACCUCUGGCAGAUUUUUCUAGAGUCGUCAACUUUGCUAACAGCCAAACAUCGAGCAAUCGAGAGCAACAACACAGCAAUAUUACUGACUAGUCCAACAGAAAGAAGUCCAGCUCGCGUUUUAUUUCACGGAGCUCUUGCCAACAUCCGGCCGCCUCUUGCUUAGUCUCUUUUGUCGCCCACUCGCCUCGGCUCUGGCUCGACACCGGGUGCCGCUCUCCACCAGCAGCAGCUUAAUGUUGCUUGAAACUUGGGUGGCGAGCUAGCCAACAAAGCUAGCAAACAGCAACCGGCGCAGGAGCACUUACAGCAACGUUACAGAUGUCCGAGUACGUUAUUUAGUAAUUUUUCUAACAUCAACUCCAGAUUAAUAGCUAGCAGCUAACUUUUCUUUGUUCUUUAUUUGGAUUUCCAUCAGCUGCAAAAAACAAUCAAAAAGGUUCCAGAACAGAAAUAAAUAAAGUCACAUCUAUAUUUUAAAGUUUUAAUGACUUUUUUAAUUUUUCUUACUUUUGAUCUACCUGAAUUAAAGUUAGUGAAAGGCUGCUAAAAACAAAAAUAUUUAUUAGAGGCCAACCAAUAAAACAACUGAGAUCUAAAAUUAACUAAUUACGUAUAAUAAUAAUAAUAAUAAUAAUAAUAAUAAUAAUGAUAAUAAUAAGAUCAUGUCUGUGUUUAUAACAGCCGUUAAACGACAAUUGAAAAAGAAAACUGAGAGACGGAGCCGUCAAUAAUGUUAUCAGUGGUGUCAUUGCAUAGUUUGUCCACUAGAGGGCGCUCUGCAGUUUCCCUGUUCAGGGGACAGAUUUUUAAAACUGCAAUAUGUCAUGUAAUCUUGGCGAGGUCUCGUAACUACACCCAACACACGUUAGGGAUACUCUUUGUUUAUGUUACGUGUUUCUGAAAAGAAGAAAAACAAACUACAUCGGCCGAUAUAUCGGAUUUAAAAAAACUAAAAUAUCAAAAUCAGUCCUAAAAAUCCCAUAUCGGCCGGGCUGUAAUAAUAAUUAAACAGUGUUAUUAUAUAGUUCUAAAUGAUAUGCCAUCCAUAUCAAGACACACUGUUAGUGGUUAUUUGUGUUGUUCUGAACGUUAAUGUGAUUUAUAAAAGCUCUUUUCUUCCUCGUGGAACAGAACCUGGACCGGCUCUCUGUUCAGGCUCUAUCCUGUCUGACCAUUUCAAAAUGUACCCUUGUAAUAUUUAAACAAAGCAAAACAUUUAUUUUAUACCAAGUACUUUUAACCACGUGUAGUUAGCCACAUGGCUCAGUGUCGGCGUGUUUGUGUUCUUUAAAGUGUUUAUGAAGCUACAGCAAACCCGUGCUCAGUCGUGUCGUUUCUACAAAGGGAAGCAUGUUCAGCUCAUUUCACGUGUGGACUCAGUCAGUGUGUACAUUCGGAGACAUGUCGGUGAUAUACAGACUAUUUUUUGAUAUUCAAUUUAGCCAAAUUAGUAUUUAAAUUAGACUUAUCUAAAUAUAUAUAUAUUGUACACCAGAGGUAUAUACAGGAGCAGAUAUUAAACCAAAGUGUUUGUACAGAUUUUCUUCCUCUGAUAUUUUCACAAACAUUUCCUUUGUGCAGAACCCUGAUCUGUCCUCUUCCUGCGUGUUACAAGAUGUUUAUGAAAUGUUGUUUUCCUGUGCAGCGUGUGGAGAAAGUGUCUGUGUUUAGCAUGAAGAGACCGUUAACUCUGGUGUGUGAGGGGGGUUUGUCCUGCGAUCAUGUGACCUCUGUGUGAAUGAGAUGCACAUUAUUUUAUUUUUACCCCAUCAGCUUUCCAACAACUCAGCCUCUGAUUGGCUACUACCUCCGUCGGUUAAAGGGUAAUGUCAGUAUUUUUAAACCUGGGCUCUGUUUCUACGUAUGUUGGUGUUGAAAUGACUCGUAGGUACGAACAGGUUUGAAUCUGCUCAGACAACAAACUCCUCCCCCUCGUGUCCACCGGCGUCUUCCUCCAUGGACGAAUCGAAUGACUGUGGUUUGUUCUGACGUGUCUGGACAGUGUAAUUGGCCGUUCUCAUUCCCAGAGCGUCAAAUAGCUACACUUUGUCACGUCUUUUAGCGUCUGGUAUCAACGCACAUGGCUGCCUUUAGCGUUAUUGGUCAAAAGUCUGAGUAAGUAGGUGGAUGGGUGGGACAAAAACCAGACUUUCCUUUUAGAGAUUUUAUGUACUGUAGCUGGAUUAAUUUAAGUUACUUAACUGAAGUAACUUAUUUCAUGUAAGUAACAUACAUUUUUUAAGUCGAACCAAGAUGUUUUCCUAAACAUAACCAAGUAGUUUUGUUGCGUUUUACAACGUUAGCCACUGGUUUCAUUUUGAAAAUCUAACUGGACGUUCUUGCUAACUAGACCGCGGAGCCGUCCGCGUCCAAAAACAACGCUAAAGGGUCUCUGCAAAGCGUCCACAUUUGACGCUAACAGGUUGGGAAAAACAGUCUGAGCCGUGAAGAAGCACUUUUUGUGGACGUGUCUUCUGCACGGGUUACAAAACAUUUUGUACCUGCUAGUUGUUUCAACAUCAAAAUAUGUGAAACAGGGUACGAGUUUAAAAAAUAGGGAUUAUCCCUUCAAGUUUAGGUUUAGCCAAUCAGAGACUGCGUAGGCGACAGGACUUGACACAAAGCUGGUGGGGGUCAAAAACGCGUGAGACGCUCUCAGGAAAAUCCCUCCUCAUCCUCCAUGUUCUGCUGCUCGCAGCUGCGGAAAAUUUAAAAAGCCAAA